Melanotaenia boesemani (Boeseman's rainbowfish) is the source of this 3194-nucleotide messenger RNA. RefSeq names its product transmembrane serine protease 9 (gene tmprss9). The transcript has 16 exons. The record is from RefSeq and is a predicted model, not a curated record. The coding region runs from base 503 to 2893 and encodes 796 amino acids. Gene Ontology annotation, biological process: proteolysis. NCBI's taxonomy places the organism in Eukaryota, Metazoa, Chordata, Actinopteri, Atheriniformes, Melanotaeniidae. Gene Ontology annotation, molecular function: serine-type endopeptidase activity; protein binding.
ACAAAGAGGCAGCCCAUUAGAGGGAGCACAGAGUUCCCCUGAAGAGCUGCAGAGUGUUUUUAAUGACUAAUUUCUAAUCAUUCAUUUUUGGGAAUAAUGACGGAUUAGGUGGUGUCUGAUGUUAACUUGGAGACUAUUAGAGCUUUAAAGUGACAGGAGAAACGCCUGUGCACAUUGGGGUGUGACCAAAGGGAUCAACACGGAUGGACCGGGGAUUUCUGAGGCUAAAGUGGACCUCUCAAAGCAAACAGAAAGAGUGAGUUACCUGCGGGAAGGGCACGGCACGCCCCAGCUCAGGUGGAACAAAUAGCGGACCUUUUUGCCCCUUUGCCUCGUUUUCCAGCCGUGUUUUUGCCUCUUGUGCCCGCUGAGAGCUGCACAGUCUCGUCUAGUGUCAACGUUCAGAGCAAUGACAGAGGAGACAGGUCUGGGUCAUUUUGUGUGUCACAAGUUAUGAUACUGAAGACAUUUGAAUGUGAGCUGUGAGUUCUGUGAGUCUAACAUGGAUGUAAAGAAGGAUGGAGGAGGAGGGUCGUGGUCAUCUUCAGGGACAUCCUCUGCUACUUGCAGCCCUGGCUGCUACAGGAGUGCCAUUAUAGCUUGCCUCCUCUUCUUUCUUAUUAUAGGCAUCCUUGUGGGUCUUCUUAUAGCAUACUCGGUGCAGGAGCCACAUUAUUUCAUGGAGACAGUGGAGCUGAAUGGUCUGAAGUAUAGUCCUGAUCUACAGGAUGAGAAUUCUGGUUUCUUCAUAAUACUUUCCUCAGCUUUAAAAUCCAAGAUUAAAAAUAUCUUCAUUGCCUCAUCUAUAUCACAUCACUAUGAUGACUGCAGCAUUGUUGCCUAUGGUAACACUAAUGGCAAUGUGAUGGUAACGUUUAGACUGGUCUUCAGGGUGUCUAAAAUCCAGCAGUAUUCAGAAAACUUUGUUUUGGACCUGCUGAGAGCAGGACUCAGCUCAGAAAUGAACGGGAAACCACUGGAGGUGCCGGGCUUCGGAGAGAUUAGCGCUAUCUUCUUAUUAGGAGCCAGUGGGAAGUCAUUUUAUGCAAUCGGAGAUGAUCCAAUAGCCAGGUGUCCUGAAAAUGCUUUCACCUGUGACAAUGGAGAGUGUGUCACUAAAAUAAAUCCAGAGUGUGAUUUCAUCCCAGACUGUGCAGAUGAAUCUGAUGAAGCUCAUUGUGCCUGUGGCACACGACCUGCCAUGGGGAGUCGGGUGGUGGGUGGUGAGGAUGCUCGGCAAGGGGAGCUGCCUUGGCAGGUCAGUCUGAGGCUCCAAGAACAACACACCUGCGGAGCCUCUAUCAUUAACGAGCACUGGCUAGUCACUGCAGCACACUGCUUUGAGAGAGACAAUGACCCCAAGGAGUGGACAGCCCUAGUUGGGGCAAACCUGGUCAGUGGUGAGGAGUCAGGGUCCAAAGUAGUUAACAUCAAGUCGAUAAUUGUGUCUCCAGACUACGACCCCAUGACCACCAACAAUGAUGUGACUGUGCUAGAGCUGGAGACCCCUCUCACCUUCAGCUCAAACAUCCAACCUAUCUGCAUACCCUCUUCAUCUCAUGUUUUUGCUCCUGGUCAGAGCUGCAUGGUGUCUGGAUGGGGUGCUCUGAACCAGUUUAGUUUCGCAGUGCCUCCCAUUCUGCAGAAAGCAGUGGUGAAACUCAUCGACUCCAAGGAGUGCAAUAAAUCUUCUGUGUACAGAGGUGCUAUUUCUCAAAACAUGAUAUGCGCUGGAUUCCUGCAGGGCAAGGUGGACUCGUGUCAGGGCGACUCUGGAGGGCCUCUGGUGUGUGAGGGGGCCCCGGGAAGGUUCUUCUUGGCUGGGAUAGUGAGCUGGGGUGUGGGAUGUGCCCAGAUCAACAGGCCUGGGGUUUAUUCCCGCGUCACCAGGCUUCGAAACUGGAUUCUAAAGCACACAGAUCCUAGUCUGGUUCAUGACUCCAUCCAGUAUGCUGCAUCUGUGCUACCACCAGCAAAAAUAGAGCCCUAUGGUCCGACUCCUGGGACUGUUUCCAUUAAUGUUUCCUCAGUACUAGCAUCACCUGCUGUGAACUGCAGUGGAAACUACCAGUGUAGUUCCACAUUCUGCAUUAACAAAGUCAACCCAGAGUGUGACAAAGUUCCUGACUGCCCCAACAAGCUUGAUGAAAGAAACUGUGACUGCGGUAUGCGUCCUGCACUGGGAUCUCAUAGGAUAAUAGGUGGAAUAACAGCUCGGAGGGGAGAGUGGCCUUGGAUUGGCAGUCUCCAGUACCAAAGACUUCACCGUUGUGGUGCCACACUCAUUCACAAUAAGUGGUUACUGACUGCAGCACACUGCUUCAAAAGUGAUCCCAGUCCAACUAACUGGGUAGUAAGCCUGGGAUCUGUGCUACGAUCUGGGGUAGGUGCCCUAGUCAUUCCCAUCCAGAGGGUAGUCAUCCACCCAUCAUUCAAUGGCACCAACAUGGACCAUGACGUGGCUUUGCUGGAACUGGCAGUUCCAGCCCCCAUGUCCUACACCAUCCAGUCUGUGUGUCUGCCCUCACCGGUGCAUCGCUUCCUGAAGAAUGCAGAGUGCUACAUCGCAGGUUGGGGAUCCAUGAGAGAAGGAGGUUCACUGACCAACUUGCUGCAGAAAGCUGCAGUAAACAUCAUUGACCAAGCAGACUGCCAGCAGUCUUAUGGAAGCGUGUUGACUCCUACCAUGAUGUGCGCCGGAUUCAUGGAGGGAGGCAGGGACACCUGUUUGGGAGAUUCUGGAGGGCCGCUGACUUGCCGUCACCUCUCUGGCCAGUGGUUUAUCGCAGGAGUGACCAGCUGGGGACAUGGAUGUGGACGAAUAGGUUUCCCAGGUGUUUACACUCGUGUCACAUCCAUCAGGAAAUGGAUAUCUACAUACCUACCUUUCUAAAGUGGGGAAAAAAAACAAACACUUGUGGGCGCCAAGGAUCAUAAUGGUGCAUCGUCUCUACAAAACUGUACUGUACAAGGAAUAAAGACACACACAGACUUGGUUAAUAUAUACUAUUGAUAUAUUUGACCAACUGGUAAUAGGUGCUUUUUGUUACACUGUGCAAUUGUCUGACUCGGAACAUUUUUCUUUUAUCAUGUACUGAAAAAAUAAUCAUAAGCUGUGGGUUAUGGACAUUUAGCCAAUGCAUGCAUGUCUGAAAGUAUUUAUUACAGUUAUUUAUUUUCCUGACUGGUAAAAA